This is a messenger RNA of Moneuplotes crassus, 665 nucleotides long. The record is from the annotation of a GenBank genome assembly. NCBI's taxonomy places the organism in Eukaryota, Ciliophora, Spirotrichea, Euplotida, Euplotidae.
AUGAAAUGAAAAUGCUUGUGCGUUACAUUCAAAUGUCGAAUCCUCCCAUGUAAAAGAUUUUUAUGCUGUUGUCGACUGAGUAAAGGCAUAAAAUGAGUCAUAAUAAUCUAUACACUAGCCUUUUUAGUCUUCUUGGGUUCACUAAUUUGGCAGAUAUCCAUGGUCCACACAGAUAGUAUGAAUUGCAGUUCUGUAAUGGGUCAUGUCCAAUCAGCAAUGUGAACUAUAUUUGGAAACAGAAGCUUCAUGGUGAUUGCUUAUCCUCUCUUCAUUACCACUCUUUAUGGGCUCACUUCUGGGUUUGGAAUAUAUGUGUGGUGAGGCCAAUUCCAAAUUUUUGCAGUUGAAAAGUACUUCUACAUUCUCUUCGUAAUAAUGGGCUCAGAGAACAUCAACAGUGCUAUCGCCUCAAUUGCUGUGAAUGAUGAGAAUAUGGGUUUAGUGUUGAUCAUGAUUACAAUAGAAGUAUUCAUCCAUGCUUACCUUAUUGGAAUUGUCUACUCCUUUUUGCUAGAGACAGACCUGAAAUAUCGAAUAAAGAGAAGAGAGGAAGCUAAGAAUGAAACUGAUAAAACUCCAGAAGUGACUGAAGUUACUCUAAUCGAGAGUCCUCAGACUGCUAUUAAUUCUGAACCACAACAAGAGUAACCUUUAUAUUUGAAGUU